Messenger RNA from Scedosporium apiospermum, 2877 nucleotides. Its product is annotated as Coatomer subunit beta. Gene Ontology annotation, molecular function: structural molecule activity. Bases 1 to 2877 code for a protein of 958 amino acids. Gene Ontology annotation, cellular component: cytoplasm; COPI vesicle coat. Lineage: Eukaryota; Fungi; Ascomycota; Sordariomycetes; Microascales; Microascaceae. The record is from RefSeq and is a predicted model, not a curated record. Gene Ontology annotation, biological process: intra-Golgi vesicle-mediated transport; endoplasmic reticulum to Golgi vesicle-mediated transport; intracellular protein transport. The transcript is spliced from 4 exons.
AUGACAACCUUUCUCGAAAAUGCCUACAGCCUGGUGCACCAGGAUAACACCGCCGAUAUCCCCUCCGUCUCCGACCUGCGGAUGCAGCUGGAGAAGGGAACUGACGAGACCAAGGUGGAAACCAUGAAGCGGAUUCUCACAAUCAUGCUCAAUGGCGACCCCAUGCCCUCCCUCCUUAUGCACAUCAUUCGAUUCGUCAUGCCAUCCAAGUCCAAGCCGCUCAAGAAGCUUCUCUACUUUUACUACGAGAUAUGUCCCAAGCUUGAUUCUAGCGGCAAGCUUAAGCAGGAAAUGAUCUUAGUCUGCAAUGGCAUCCGCAAUGACCUCCAACAUCCCAAUGAGUACAUUCGUGGAAACACACUCCGUUUCCUCUGCAAGCUUCGAGAACCCGAGCUCAUCGAACCCCUGCUGUCCUCGGCCCGCGCCUGCCUUGAGCACCGCCAUGCCUACGUCCGGAAGAACGCCGUGUUCGCCGUGUCGUCCAUUUUCCAGCACUCCCCCUCGCUUAUCCCUGACGCUUCCGAUCUCAUCUCGACUUUCCUCGAAGGAGAGAGCGACGCAACCUGCAAGCGCAAUGCUUUCGCUGCUCUUGCUAGCAUAGACCAUGACCGAGCGCUUGCCUACCUUAGCCAAGUUUUUGACGGCAUACCUAACGCGGAGGAGCUUUUGCAGCUUGUUGAGAUUGAAUUUAUCCGCAAAGAUGCAGUUCAGAACGCCCAGAACAAGGCCCGGUAUCUUAGACUCAUCUUCGACUUACUCGAGGCCGGUGCCUCGACCGUUGUCUACGAGGCCGCUUCAUCCCUAACGGCGCUUACAAACAACCCCGUUGCCGUCAAGGCUGCCGCCGCCAAGUUUAUUGAGCUUAGCAUCAAGGAGCCCGAUAAUAAUGUUAAGCUGAUCGUCCUCGACCGGGUGGACCAAUUGAGGAGGAAGAACGAAGGCGUCCUCGAUGAUCUUGUUAUGGAUAUUCUCCGAGCCCUUUCUAGCCCCGAUAUCGAUGUCCGCCGAAAAGCAUUGACACUUGCUUUGGAAAUGGUCUCGAGCAAGAACGUGGAAGAAGUUGUCUUGCUCCUCAAGAAGGAGCUUUCCAAGACUGUGGACCAGGAGUACGAGAAGAACUCGGAGUAUCGCCAGCUCCUCAUCCAUUCCAUACAUCAGUGUGCCAUCAAGUUCUCCGAGGUCGCAGCCAGCGUUGUCGAUCUUCUUAUGGACUUCAUUGCCGACUUCAACAAUGCCUCUGCUGUUGAUGUUAUCAGCUUCGUCAAGGAGGUAGUCGAGAAGUUCCCCAACCUGCGGGCGUCCAUCCUCCCCAGGCUGGCCGGUACUCUUGGUGAGGUUCGAGCUGGCAAGGUCUAUAGGGGUAUUCUCUGGAUCAUCGGCGAAUACUCCGCCGAGGAGAAGGACAUCCGUGAUGCAUGGAAGCGAAUCCGGGCUAGUCUCGGUGAAAUCCCCAUCCUCGCUUCUGAGCAGCGCCUCCUCGACAACGUCGAUGCCGAAGAGAAGAAGGACGACGACCAGGUGAACGGUCAUUCCAAGCCGGCAGCGCCCAGCGGUUCUCGACGAGUGCUAGCGGAUGGCACAUACGCUACGGAGACCGCUCUGACGAGUCAGUCCUCGGCAGCGGCCAAGUUGGAAGCUGUCAAGGCGGCGCAGAAGCCCCCUCUUCGACAACUCAUCCUCGAUGGCGACUACUACCUCGCUACCGUGCUCUCUUCUACCCUUGUCAAGCUUGUGAUGAGGCAUUCCGAGAUCUCGUCGGAGCCUGCGCGGACCAACGCCCUCCGAGCUGAAGCUAUGCUUAUCAUGAUCUCCAUUGUCCGUGUUGGCCAAUCGCAGUUUGUCAAGGCCCCCAUCGACGAGGACUCUGUCGAUCGGAUAAUGUCUUGCGUCCGCUCCCUCUCCGAGUUCACGACCCACAAGGAGCUUGAGACCGUUUUCCUCGACGAUACCCGAAAGGCCUUCCGCGCUAUGGUCCAGGUAGAAGAGAAGAAGCGUGCGGCCAAGGACGCUGCCGAGAGGGCCAAGACUGCCGUUCAGGUCGACGACGUAUUCCAGAUUCGGCAGCUUGCGAAGAAGAAUGCUGAUGCGGGGCUGGAGCUUAUGGAUGUUGAUCUUGAGCGGGCCACUGGCGGCGAGUCCGUGACGGAGGACCUCUCUUCGAAGCUCAGCCGUGUCGUGCAGCUCACCGGAUUCUCGGACCCUGUCUACGCCGAGGCUUACGUCAAGGUCCACCAAUUCGAUAUCGUGCUCGACGUGCUCCUCGUCAACCAAACUACCGAGACUCUCCAGAACCUUGCCGUCGAGUUCGCGACGCUCGGCGAUCUCAAGGUCGUCGAGAGGCCGACCACGCAGAACCUGGGACCCCACGACUUCCAUAACGUCCAGUGCACCAUCAAGGUGUCGUCGACGGAUACCGGAGUUAUUUUCGGCAACGUAGUCUAUGAGGGUGCCCACUCUACGGACACGAACGUUGUUAUUCUUAACGAUCUCCAUGUCGAUAUCAUGGACUACAUUCAGCCCGCGACGUGCACGGAGACGCAGUUCCGCACGAUGUGGAAUGAGUUUGAAUGGGAGAACAAGGUCAAUAUCAAGUCCAAGUGCAAGUCGCUCCGCGAGUUCCUUGAGCAACUCAUGGCUUGUACCAAUAUGAACUGCCUUACUCCCGAGGCUAGCAUGAAGGGCGAUUGCCAAUUCUUGAGCGCCAAUCUCUACGCUCGUAGUGUGUUUGGUGAGGAUGCGCUAGCGAACUUGAGCAUCGAGCAAGAAGGCGAAGAUGGACUCAUUACCGGAUUUGUCAGGAUAAGAAGCAGGUCGCAAGGGCUGGCAUUGAGUCUGGGCUCGUUAAAGGGUUUGAACAAGAUUGGAAGCGCAGCUUAA